This is a messenger RNA of Triticum turgidum subsp. durum (durum wheat), 297 nucleotides long. NCBI's taxonomy places the organism in Eukaryota, Viridiplantae, Streptophyta, Magnoliopsida, Poales, Poaceae. The record is from the annotation of a GenBank genome assembly.
AUGAGGCUGUUCUUCAAGCUCUUCGCCGUCUUGGCCAUCAUGGCUGCUCUGUCGGCCACAAAUGUGCCGUCGCCAGUUGGUGUGUGGGCGAGGACGCCGGGGAGAGCGCCACCUUCGCCAACGCCGUCCGCGCUCAGGGGUCGCGUGAAGCCGAUUAAUCCCGCGCCACAGCCUCCGCCACCAGCGGAGAUGGGUAGAGUGCGGCCAUUGUGUUCACCGCCUCCGCGACCAUCACCAAAUCACCAGCGAAGCGUCGGCUCUACGCACUUUCCUCCACCACCAUUACGGUGCCACUAG